Schistosoma intercalatum is the source of this 4016-nucleotide messenger RNA. The record is from the annotation of a GenBank genome assembly. NCBI's taxonomy places the organism in Eukaryota, Metazoa, Platyhelminthes, Trematoda, Strigeidida, Schistosomatidae.
CUUUAAGGCGCGAAGAUUUGUGUGUUAUCUGUUCUUGUGAUUCUUCAUAUGAUUGUUCGAUAAGCCUAACAUGGUUACAGCUGUUCAGCCAAUGUUUGGUCUUUUAAAACGACUCCACCUACAUCCAAUGGAAAAUGCUUUAAAUGAAUUAAGUCCACAAACUUCCCUUCUGCAAUCUAUAAAGUUUAAAGCCCAGCCAUUUCUGUUUCGUAAAACCAAAUCUGAAGAAAUACGACGUAGUCACGACAGUAUGGGCCAGAAGAGACCAUCACCUUACCUUUCUAACACGGACCUGAAAACUGCCAAACGUUCCCGCCGUGUUACGAAAUUAACUGAUAAGAUCGUAAAUCCUGUGGAUGUAAACUUUAAACCUAAUUAUGAGAACUCAAGCAUAAAUUAUUCAACUUUAUCUCCUGGGGUAACCCCAUCAAAUCCACCGAUCUUUCCAUCUCCUACUUCAAUCAAUUCCCCCAACCUUUCUGUAUCAAAUGUUUCAUAUUCUUUACGCAUCCCGAACUCUAGCGAAACCCCAGUAAUUUCUCAUCCGAAAUAUCUGUGCCUCCAAAACUCCCCGCACCCAGUUUGCCAGUAUCGAUCCCAAGUUACUCCCGUCGUUAGAACUAAUCCCACAGAGUGCCAGACACGUAUUUCUACACGUAGUACGGAUUCAUUAUUGGAUGAAAAUCAUUUUGUGAUUGAAGAGGAAAUACCCACUACUUCUAUUUGUGCAAAGGACUCCCUCCAUUUAAAUAAAAUAACUGGCCAUCUUAGUGGACAGAAUCUUAAGGAUGUUCGAUACGUGAGUCGCUCACGUAAUACCAGCAGAUUGUCUCCUGUAUCUUCAGUAUCUAAAAGAUAUGGUAAUUCGGAUGAUAACAAAUGUGAUGUGAAGUUGAAAAACAAAGAUAAAGUUAUGAUUGUAUACAAGGAACCACCAAAGCGUCGGAAAUCUAUUGAUCAGCUCAUUGAACCUUCGAUUCAUGGAUUACCAGAUCCUGAAAUUUCCACUAAACCUCGUACACGAAAACCAACUCAAUUUUUACAACUUAAUGCACAAACUACUGAGUCUUCGUGUAAUGAUCGAAAGCCUGCCUAUCUCACUACUCAGUCAUAUUAUUAUGUACCAGAUUUUACUAACCGUCAUCCCCGAAGUCCAGAAACUGUCCAAGUUCAUGUGAUAGAGCCGAGAGGUAUACCAAAGAUGUCCAAUUCAGCUGUUCUUAUUGAGGUUCCUAGCUGGCGUGUUAUACCUAUCCCAGGUGUCGAGAUCUAUAUGGAUUGUUCUUGUGGGACAAAACAUUCCAAAUCAUGCCCCAAAAAACACCCAGACAGACGAAAACUAACAGAUACGGAUACUCUUAAAUCAUGUAAUCUCCGCGCCUUACGAUCCAGCUUACUGACUAUUAACUCUGUCCAUUCAAAUAAAAAUUAUCCAACUCCAGAACUUAAGUCAAAACCCAGGUCUAGAUCUUCCCAGACACAAAAAGAGCAUUACCAAGUUGGAGAGCCUAUCAAAUCAGUUGGCGUUUUGAAUGAAAACAUAUCAGACCCAGCAUUCCUUGCUCGCCAUUCGCGUUUGGAAAUUGAGGAAGUUCGUCACGAACGCUUAUCUCGCCAACGUACUGCAGAACAAGAACUAAAGCAACGUUUGGAAGAAAGGGAUCAAGCCAGCUGGCAUAAGAGACAACCUGGUCGUUUGGAUCCACUUCUGAAGUAUAGACCAGCUAGUCGGAUGCCGACUCAGCUAAGCUACGCACUCAAGGAAGGACAUCAAUUUCACAUAGACAACUCUAUACCGGUGGUCGCAUUCGGUUGUCGUGUGCCAAUAGCCUCACUAAAGUAAGUGAUUGAUACUUGUUCUCAUAAUUCGGCUAAUACCUUAUACUUUAUACAUUGUUUUCCUUUUUUAAUAGUUUUACAACUAUAACUGGUUGUGUUGUUGCAACAAUUUCUGACACUAGUUGUGAACAGUUGACUGCAAUCUAUGGUCAUCAAAUAAAAAGAUUGUCGAAAAAUAACUGAUAGCUGCUAACUUAUCAUCCACGGCUGAAUAAAAACGAUUACUUGUGCGAAAUACAACGAGUGAAUGUGUCUGUCGUAUUUGAUGUAGUCCACUUAUAAUCUUGGAUCACUAGUUUCUAUCAUCUAGAGACUCUUCUCCAAAAACCUGCAUUUCCCUAUAAAUAAAAAAUCGUAGAUUGAUCCUAUGGUUAGAUUAAUAUCAACGUUGACAAGAGUUACUGACCAGUCGAAAAAUGAUGCAUGGAAUAAAUCAAUUUCUGGAAGUUUUAUAAAGAUUUCAGUGUAAUCUAUACUUCAUGUUCAUCUUUUCUUUUUUAUUGAUAUCGUAUUCAGUACUUUGAAAUCAUUGUUGUAAUGGAAAUAUAAAUAUCAGGGACUGUUUAUUGAUUGACUUGGCCAUUAAUUUCCUCUCACUGUUGAAGUAGUAGUACAUAGUUAUGCAAUAUCGUAUGUCAUUGGCUGCCGUACAGCCAAACAAAAUACGUGGGAUUCAGAUCACGACAGGUAGAAAUCUUGUAUAUGGAAAGAUAGUUGCAUAUUCGUGGUUCCAGUUCAAGUGGUGAGGUGUCACAUUCAUUAUUCAGUAUUCGGUGUCAACAGUCUCUACAAACUAUUCACCAUUGAUUCAUAAAUUUUAAUUUAUGAACCAUAACUUAGGGCGACUUGUCUUCAUGGACUUUAACUCAACCUUACCGUUUUAAUGAUAGUGCUUUUAAUUAUGUUACUAAACAUUCGAACCAAGUAGGUUUAGGGGGACACCUUAUUCAGCAAUGUCGGUAUAUUUAUUUAUUUGAACACAUAAACAUUGGUACAAGAGAGCGCCAAUAUAUAUGCGCCACACAAAACAGUGAGAAUUCGAGGAGAAAGAAAAAAAGGUAAGGAGCGUGAAAAAAGAGAACAAUAACGAAGAGGUUGGUGUAAGGUAGUGUAGUAAUAAUAAUAGUAAUAAUGAGGGAACGGAAAGGUACAAUCAGAAGAAAUCUUUCAGUUAAGGGAGACACAACCACUUUUUAUGAAGAAAGUAAAAGAAGGUUACAGCAGGAUCGCCACUGGCUUCUAUUCUGAGCCAUAUCUAAUAACGUCUCUAGCCACUGUGUAGCACCAUCUAUCGGACCCCAACAAGGGAGUCGUGAAGGGCCGACAGAAGCCAGUCCUUUGCAGCUUUUUUUCAUACCAUGACACCAUGUCAUCACUGACCACCUCUCCGCUUCUUCCAACCAGUCUCAGAGUCGGCAAAUAAUGCACGACGUGGAAUUCUCUGGGACGACAUUCGUAGAACAUGUCCAAGCCACCGAAGUCGGUGUUUCAAGAUGGUGACAUCGAUUGCAAUGUCGGUAACUGUAAUAUUUGUGAAGAAUUUAAUCUUUAUAGCUUUUGGACAUCCAUCAUCGCGCUUUUUAUUUUUCUCUUUAUAGACCGUUCACAAAGUUCAGCAUUCAAUAAAUUCGCACUAAAGUCAGGUUAUUCAUAGCAUGUAUAGUCUUUCGUUUUAACUUUUGAAGCUUUUCACAUUGUAUAUAUUAGCUUUUGUUACACUAUUGUUCCUACGAUUUAUCCUUCCAUCAUCAGUUGGCUAAGUGCUUGAUUCCUGUUAUCUACUCUCACAAAUACAAUAUACUGACCCUAAAGGUGCUCCCUUUGAAUUUUUUCUUUGUUAAUAUCAAAUUCAUUUUCAUCCUUGGACUGGCGUUAUUAUUAUUUGAUUAAAUCAUCCAUAUAUCUGUUUUUCGAUAAGGUUCAUUUUCUAAAUGGUACUAUAUUUAAAAAAAAAUUACGAAUCAAACUUUAUGUUAUUGUAAUUCAGUAGUUUAACUUCAGCUAUUUUAAGCGCUACGAGAAACGCUUUAAAUAAUCCACUUAAUAAGUUUGUCGUAAUGACCGUAAAGCUCUGUAUAGAAUUCCACAUGUCUUUUACGCUAGUUUUUCUUCCAGCUUACUACACUAUCUAAAUACAUGUAUGCAUUUCUUUUCAUAUAAAAGAUCUGUAUUUAUAA